GAUGGAUUGAUUUACGUCGUCUUUUGAAAAAUGGAAUACCUUGCAGAAUAUGGCAAGUUAGAGGAUUUAGAGCAACCUUCUCAAGAGUCCCAAGUCAGAAAACCCCAAACUUUUCUGGUAGAACUUGCUCCUCAAGUAGAUGAGGUUACUCGAGCACUAAUUGACAAGAAAGCUUUGCAACCAGAAAGUGCUUUUGACCCUUCCACUAGCGUUCUGCAACAUAACGCUACCUUCCAAGAGCUGUGGGCUCCUGUGUAUUGGACUAAAACAACUGAAGAAGAAAGAACCCUUAAUUUAAGAAGAGCUAAUAUACCGACGGGGCAUACUGAGAAAUAUGAAGUCGCUGAGUUUGCAUUUACAGAGCAGUUAAACUCUUUUGAGCGUACUGGUGUUGCUUGGGACCCAAGUAUAGGAAUUUAUCGCAAUGAAACGCCAAUACAUAACCCUUAUCGAAAGAUUGGAAAGCGUUACGAACUUGACCGCACAGGGUGGGGUGCCUUAGACCCCACACCUAAGGGAGAGGAAGAAGAGACAGAGAAGAAGCUCAAGAAGACCAAGAAAGGGGACCAAAGUCGAAAGAUGGAUAGUAAUACAGAACGGGAGUCAAAGGAAGAGGAAGCCUUGAAUAACGCUAGUCAAACCAAGAGUAUUUUCCAUCUCAAGCAAAUGUACGAUUAUAGAGGAAGAUCUUUUAUGGAACCACCUUCAGAAUGGAAAAAGGACAAAGAACACGACUGUUUUAUUCCUAAGAAGGCAGUUACGACUUUAACUGGCCAUACAAAGGGCGUGACGUGUAUUCGUUUUUUCCCUGGUUUUGGUCAUCUCUUGUUAUCUUCCAGUAUGGAUGGAAAAGUUAAACUAUGGGAUGUUUAUUCAUCCUAUCAAGUAGUAAGAACCUACUUAGGUCACUCCAAGGCAGUACGAGACAUUAUUUUCGACCACGACGGGAAACACUUCCUAAGUGCCGGUUAUGAUCGUUUUAUAAGACUUUGGGAUACCGAGACGGGUUCAUGUUUACAGACUUUUUCGUUAGCUUCUAAUCCAUAUUGUGUAAAAUUUCAUAUGGGAAGUGAUGGGAGCAAUGAGUUUUUAGUAGGUUGUUCAGAUAAGAGAAUACUGCAAUAUGACUGUCGUAGUGGUGAAAUGGUGCAAAGUUAUGAGCAACAUCUUGGCGCAGUGAACACUAUAACCUUUAUAGAUGAGAACAAACGGUUUGUUUCCUCUUCAGAUGAUAAGACUCUUAGAAUUUGGGAAUAUGGAAUACCAGUGGUUGUAAAGUAUAUUUCUGAUCCCUCAAUGCAUUCUAUGCCCGCCUCUGUUGUGCAUCCUUCUGGAAGAUGGUGUGCGAGGUGAAUCAUUCAAAUUUCAUCAUAGGAAGAGAUUUGCAGGUCAUGUUGUUGCCGGAUAUGCUUGCCAACCAGAUAUAUCACCGGACGGUCGCUUUGUUAUAUCUGGAGAUAGUAGCGGCAAAUUAUUCUUU
Molecule: messenger RNA, 1480 nt
Organism: Galdieria sulphuraria
Lineage: Eukaryota; Rhodophyta; Bangiophyceae; Galdieriales; Galdieriaceae
Product: transducin family protein / WD-40 repeat family protein
Exons: 2
Coding region: 31-1353 (440 amino acids)
Biological process (GO): mRNA splicing, via spliceosome
Cellular component (GO): catalytic step 2 spliceosome
Molecular function (GO): protein binding; mRNA binding
Source: RefSeq, a predicted model, not a curated record